UGACUCAAUGUUCCUGUUCACAAAUGCACAGUCACUCAAGUGGUUGCGUGUGGCUAGACACAGUUGCAUAUUGCUGCUUCAAGUUAAGUCACAGGAAAUAUUAUCAGGUUAAACAUAAGUAUAAUGAGCACAUUUCAACUGUUAAAUGAUACAAUUGGCCCCAUCAAUCCUCCCUUUGGUCAUACUAUGACCGCACACACACACACAAGUAAAUCCACAUUUUUCAUAACAUUCAUAAAUAAGACAAUGAGCUGUUUUUGUGGUACAUAGACAUCAGGAACCUAAUCAGGCAAUGGAAUCAUAUCAGGUGUAUCACUAUACUGUACAGAAGUUUGAUCAAGUUGUGAUGCACAGCUAUAGACCUAACUUCCACAAACAAUAUAAACUGAUUCAGGUAGUGGUUUAUUCAUGAAAUUGUGAUGUACACCCUGCAGUUUGGAUGGAGUGUGCACUUCUGUCUUCAGGUCUUGCACAAAUGCCAAUGUCAAAGCCAGCUAUUGCCCAAAGAUGGACGCAGUGUUUGACACCCAUCAGAGGGUGGACAGGAAUUGGGUGUUGGUUGUUUGUACUUUGUUUGGUUAUCUUUACUCUGAGGUCCAGAUGGGGUGAUGCUGGAGCCGUAUUUUGUCCCCAAUCCGGUAUCCAGUGAAGACCUGGGCUUCAGGGAAGUACAGCUUCUCAACAUGCAUGAGUCGGGGAAAAAUAUCCUCAGGUUAAAAACAAGUAUUUAAGCAAAGUUGAACAACUCACCAAUAAAUUAUACAAUUUUCCUUCUCAAGAAUAAACCUGUAUGGGUAAAGCACUGUGAUGGGUGUGGCCUCUCUCUGCCUCAGUCUGCCUGUACAUGUGGUUCAUAUCACUUCCUCUGCUGUACAAUGAGGAUGACAGCAGCUUUGUGAACCUGUCAGCAGGACCCUGGGACUCCUAGAAACCCAUGUGCUCUUAUUCAGCUUUGUGUCUUCUUCUGGGUUUUGGGGGGUUUUCUCUCCUUUGGUUUUUGGAAUAAGCCUGUCUGCCUAAUGAGACACUGGAGAGAAGGAUGUGGCCAUGAGCACCUCACCAGAGUAUUCACACGAAGGUGUAUAUCAGUGUCUUCUUAACCUCGAUCACAAAACAAAAGGAGCUCCAUGAUGCUGUUUUCAUCCAGGAGAUACACAAGAAUGGACACCAGUAGAUCCUUACAUUUUAUGAUGUAACAGGGACGUCUGCAGCACUCAAGGCACUCAAAAAAGGUUCAGGAGUUGUGUCACCUGCUGGGUGUGUAACCCGAAGACAAUAACACUGCGCCGACAUCGUCCUCCCUGAAACACAAUCCUUCCUUGGAACUGCACACCACACAACUUGCUUGCUGAGCUUAAGGCAAUGGGGCGUAUUCGUAUGGUCACUCUGAUGGCAAUGCUUAUCACUUUAUUCCUGAUCUUUUACGCAAGUCUUCACCUGGAAACGUCUUCCAGUUACAGGAUUGACCAGAGAUAUGUUACCCGCAAUUACCUGGACAACAAUUAUGAAAUGGAAGCCACCUUGGAGACAGAGAGCAUCACCCGAGCUCAACCCAAAGUCUACAAUGUGUCAGAAGACUUCAAAAAGCUAAUACCUGACAAUAAAGCGUACUGGAACCGUAUGCUGCACUUCGGUCUCAGAAGCCAGGAUAACGGCAAACGCCUUUUCCCAGACAACAUGGACUGCAACAAGGCGAAUCGAGAGUAUAUGCAGCUCAAUCUGCAUGACAUCAAUAAAUACCCUGCCUUAUUCCAGGACUUUUUGUUGCUUAUGAACUGCAGGAUCUUUCCAGUCAUCAUCAAUCCGCCUGCCAAGUGCAUCUCCAGAAAAGGGGAUAGAAAGCACAAGACCACCCUGCUGUUGGCCAUCAAGUCAACCCCUUGGAACUUUGUGCAGAGACAAGUGGUGCGGGAGACAUGGGGACAAGAGAUAGAAUACGAGGGAGGAGUGAUCGUGAAGACACUGUUUCUCCUGGGUACAACCUCGCAGGACUCACCUGACCUCAGCUCAUUGCUGGCAUUUGAAGCGAAACGUUUUGGGGACAUCUUGCAGUGGGAAUUCCAAGAGUCCUUCUUUAACCUGACACUUAAAAUGAACCUGUUCCUCCGCUGGACACAGACAAACUGUCCUCAUGUCUCCUUUGUCUUCAGCGGGGAUGACGACGUAUUUGUCAACACCCCAGCUUUGGCCUCUUACCUGCAGUCUCUGAAUCCUUCUAAAGCAGACCAACUGUACGUGGGACACAUCUUAAGUAGCGCAAGUCCCAUAAGAGACCCCAAAAACAAGUACUACAUUCCCAUGAGCUACUAUGAUGGCCCGUACCCUCUAUACGCUGGUGGGGGUGGCUUCAUCAUCUCUGGAGCGUUGUUGCACCCUCUGUAUAUUAUUUCACAAGUGAUUCCUUUCUUCCCCAUCGACGACGUCUACACCGGGAUGUGUGCUAAGGCUCUGGGAAUCAUUCCCGAGGAACACAAAGACUUCCACACCUUUGACAUCAGGGAGCAAGACCGCGAGGAUCUGUGUGUGCACAAGAAACUUAUUCUGAUCCACCAGCGCUUGCCAAAGGAGAUGAAGAGGCUGUGGAGGGGCAUUCACAGCCCCUUGUUGACAUGUUGAAAAAGGUGCCACUGUAGCAGGAGGAUUAGCAAGUGGUCGUUUUGCAAAGGCGAGCAUGAGAGAUAAGUUCAAGUUAUAAAACGGGUGAGUUUCAUCGAGAGUUUUGGUCCAUCAUUUGUCAACUGUUGAGGUGUUAACGCAAAACUCACCCCCUAAACCUGAGGUGUAAAACCUGUGGGUUUAUUUACAAAUAUAAAUUUAUAAUGUGAGUUUUUUUUUUUUUUCCCCCAGUAAGGUUUUUUUUUGUUGCAUCAUACAAAUUCCAUGUCAACACAGACCCUUUUAUUUUGAAAUUCUGUGGUUCUUUCGUUCUUAUUAUUACUUACCAAACAAUUCACACACUGAGCAAACACUGAGAGAGGAAGAAAUCUCGGACAGAACCAGACUCAAAGAUGUGCGGCCAUCUGCCACGACUGAUUGGGGUGAAAGGAAAAAUGGGGGACAGGAGAGAGGAAGGGCAAGAGGGAUGUAGAGAUGUGAGGUAGAGACAGAAGAAAGAGACCAGGAGCAGUUGUACCAAGUUAUAAGUUUAGACAAGGCAGUCCUGAAUCAUGACAUGUUUAUAGUACUACAAUGUCAUUAAUAUAUUGAUUGUUGAUAAAACGAUGUGCUCCGGUCAUGCAGGAAGUCCUGAACGAUUCUGUGAACAAAUGUUUUUAAGGAACUGAUUCUAAUAAUUCAGUUACACCAAAAACAACUGCUUCACAAGUCGCUAGUUACUAGGCUGUGUGUUUGCAUCGUGUUUAUAAAACAACGUCACGGCAGCUUCACGCAGCCGACGUAUCACACUUAAAAGGCGUCCACGCUCCCGUGGUGCUCCCUCAUACCUCCUCCUCCUCCUCCUCCACCCAAAAUUAGGCAUUGGGUGGAGUUACCCACAGGGUGUCCAAUUCCAUAUCUCACUUAGUUAUGCUUUAACAUACUUUGCCGUUCUUGUGAUCGCAAAUGUGAAGACUGGGACAGACGCGCUCAAUUCAUAGGUUUCAAGUUCACAUUUAAAGCUUAAACCCAAACAAUACAAUGUAUCUGAGCACAAAAAAACAACAACCCCAUACACAUCUUUAAAAUAAUUAAAAUUAUAAGCUAUAAAUAAAUAAUGAUGAACCGUUCCAUAGUUCAUAGUAUCACUUCUCAUCACUUCUGGUAUUGAAUUAUCUCGUAUUUAAAAAUACGAGAUAAUUGCUUUUAUUUAUAUGGCAUCAGUGAUGAUAAUGUUCAUUAAGUUGCGGCUCCUUUUUGAACAUAUGCACCAUGUGAUAUAUCAUUUGUGCUACUUGAAUGUGUAAUGUUUUGUUGUGUUUCAUUGUGCUCCUCGUGUUUAAUUUUUCCUCGCCUGUCGUUUGUGUACAUAUUUUUCAAACCUGUGAAAGACCUUGUCAUGACGGAAACAACUCGCAUUACAUUUGUCAUUUCACUCUCUGCUCUUUUCAUUCUAUGAUGGGGGCUUGAAAACAAAAGGACCAGCACCAAAGGGACUAGCAGCUGCACGUUCAUUCAUACAAUGCUCCCUCGUCUCGCAGUUAUCUUUUGUAAAUAUUGUUUUGCAAUGUUUUUCUUGUUUUUUUUUUUAAAGUGUCUAAAAUUUAAGGAGGUUGGCUUGUUUUUUAUUCUUCUUCUUCCUCUAAAAUUAAAAUAAACGUAAAAAAAUGUUUGAGUUUAUGAUCUGACAAUGAUUUCCCUUCCAAAAAAGCUUUUCUGUUCAUAGUCUGCACAGAAUUUGCAUCAUGGCAGUGAUUCAGUAUUACAAUUUUUCUUGUGACUGUAAUUUUAUAAAAUAUUUUGAGCUGAAAAGGAGAUGUGGAGUUUCCCCCAACCAUUUACUUUUGAUUUACAAACCACUUCAAAAAUGAUUAGAGGAGACAGAUAUGGCUGUAAAUGAGUCACUACAUUACACGCACACACACAUUGGAGCACAUUUGUGUGUAAUGUAGUGACUCAUUUGACUCAAUUGCUAUUGAUUUUGUAAUUUGGGUCACAGGAGUUUACCAUCUUUGAAUAAGCGGGUUCCCCAUAAAGUUUGUGAAGAAAUAUAGUGCUUCAAAAACGUUAUUAGUAAUUACCAAAUAAUGUUUACAACUGUAUGUAGAUGCUCUUUAACCAAAAUUAUAUUUGUAAUGCUAAAAAAUAAAAAAAUAUUAUCAUCCAUUUUUAAAUGCAGUGUUUUUACAAAAAAACUA
Molecule: messenger RNA, 4793 nt
Organism: Solea solea (common sole)
Lineage: Eukaryota; Metazoa; Chordata; Actinopteri; Pleuronectiformes; Soleidae
Gene: b3gnt2l
Product: UDP-GlcNAc:betaGal beta-1,3-N-acetylglucosaminyltransferase 2, like
Exons: 4
Coding region: 1363-2616 (417 amino acids)
Cellular component (GO): membrane
Molecular function (GO): protein N-acetylglucosaminyltransferase activity
Source: RefSeq, a predicted model, not a curated record